AUGAACUACGAUGCCAUCACUGCCCUUGCAGACAUCAUUGCGGCACAGCCCAAACUCCCUGAGCUCACAUCACAGACCAUGUAUUUGUCUGAAAACCAUACAGACAGCCAGGUGAUCUCAGCAAUAAACUCCUCAACCAUCCAGAAGUCACAUUUUUCCUCCCGUAGAAAUACUUCCUUCAUCAUUCAUGGAUUUGCCAGCACUGGAAAAACAGGCUGGGUGGUAGAAAUGUGCUUGCUGUUACUGGAGGUAGAAAACAUCAACUGCAUUGCUGUCGAUUGGAAAGACGGUGCAAAAGGCACCUACGUCAGUGCAGUGAACAACAUCCGUGUGCUUGGGGCUGAGAUUGCUUAUUUCCUAAAAAUCUUACAGAACAACUUCAGAUACCUCCUUGGCAAAAUUCAUUUAAUUGGCCACAGUCUGGGAGCACAUACUGCAGGAGAGGCGGGAAGAAGGAUGCAAGGCAUCGGGCGGAUAACAGGCUUAGACCCUGCUGGGCCCUAUUUUGAAGGGACUCCUCCGGAGGUGAGACUGGAUCCUUCAGAUGCAAACUUUGUUGAUGUUAUUCACAGCAAUGCCCCUCACUUUCCUGCUGUAGGGCUUGGAAUCCGUAACACCAGUGGUCACCUUGACUUUUACCCAAACGGAGGAACUGUGAUGCCUGGAUGCAGCGAUUUAACUAAAGAGAUGAAACAAAGUGAUUUUGAAGCUGUCAUUGCAGACACUACAGUCAUUGGGGGGUGCCAUCACUCACGCAGCCAUGAGUUUUAUUUUGAAAGUAUCCUCUAUCCCUCCGGAUACCUCGGAUAUCCCUGUGAAACGUACGAAGCCUUCAAGUUAGGACACUGUUUCCCAUGCCCCAAGGAGGGAUGCCCAAUGAUGGGACACUAUGCUGACAGAUUCCCAGCCAGACUGAAGAUGGUAAACCAAAAGUAUUUUUUAAAUACAGCAGCAGAUGUACCUUUUGCUAGUAAGUGGAGGAGGUUUGUAACAGUUGCUCAUGUUUGA
Calidris pugnax (ruff) is the source of this 1008-nucleotide messenger RNA. Its product is annotated as pancreatic lipase-related protein 3-like. The record is from RefSeq and is a predicted model, not a curated record. Gene Ontology annotation, biological process: lipid metabolic process. The coding region runs from base 1 to 1008 and encodes 335 amino acids. Lineage: Eukaryota; Metazoa; Chordata; Aves; Charadriiformes; Scolopacidae. Gene Ontology annotation, molecular function: triacylglycerol lipase activity. The transcript has 9 exons.